Molecule: messenger RNA, 918 nt
Organism: Penicillium odoratum
Lineage: Eukaryota; Fungi; Ascomycota; Eurotiomycetes; Eurotiales; Aspergillaceae
Product: unc-50 family protein
Exons: 4
Coding region: 1-918 (305 amino acids)
Cellular component (GO): Golgi membrane
Source: RefSeq, a predicted model, not a curated record
AUGAACCCGCACAUUUCAGUUCCCCGCCAACAUGCUGGUCCGGCCACUUUUGGCUCUACGCCCCGCCGUGGCUCAAGUGUGCGCAUGCCACGCUUCUUCAAGAGGCUGUUCAAAUUUCCCCAGAUGGACUUCGAGAUGGCCAUCUGGGAGAUGACCUCCUUGUUGAUCGCACCUAAAAAGGUCUUCAAAUCCAUCUAUUACCAUAAACGUGAGUCCUAUCACUUCAACACCUACGAUCCCAUUGAUUCUAGUACUGAACUCUCAAUAGAAACAAAAAACACCUGGCACCGACCGGACCCGUCCUUUGCAUAUCUCCUCUCCUUCUUCCUCCUCCUCACAGCCUUGGCAUGGGGCCUGGCCUACACCCACUCCUUCGGUGCUAUUGUGAAGCUCUCUAUCCUCUUUAUCUUCUUCCACUUCAUCGGUUCCUCUCUCCUGGUCUCGACAAUUGGCUAUUUCAUCAUUGGCCGACUAUUCGGUCCCAAUGGAGCGGCCGCAUCCCUCGCCGGUUUCCGUGGUUCUCGGGGCCGACGACGAGGUGCGGCACAGGGUCUCUUUGUACAGCCGGGGGAGAAGGAUCAAUUGGAGUUUGGUUACUGUUUUGAUGUUUCGAACCGUGCCUUCUUUCCCUUGUACCUCCACCUUUACGUGGUGCAAUUCCUACUCCUCCCGCUCCUCACUCGCAGCCCAAGCAACUUCCUGGCUACCUUCCUGGGCAAUACCCUCUACCUCUCCGCCCUCAUCUACUACACAUAUAUCACCUUCUUGGGCUACAAUGCCCUACCGUUCCUGCACAACACAGAGCUCUUGCUCAUCCCAAUUCUGGUCUUUGCCAUUAUGUGGCUCAUUAGUCUGAUUGCUGGUUGGGGCGUUGUUAUGCAAGGCCGCAGUGUCGUGGGGCUAUUCUGGGGCGUGUAA